Homarus americanus (American lobster) is the source of this 6314-nucleotide messenger RNA. RefSeq names its product myosin heavy chain, muscle-like. Gene Ontology annotation, molecular function: actin filament binding; cytoskeletal motor activity; ATP binding. NCBI's taxonomy places the organism in Eukaryota, Metazoa, Arthropoda, Malacostraca, Decapoda, Nephropidae. The transcript is spliced from 22 exons. The record is from RefSeq and is a predicted model, not a curated record. Bases 157 to 5922 code for a protein of 1921 amino acids. Gene Ontology annotation, cellular component: myosin complex.
UCCUUCAGACGCCCUCUGGUCGGUGCUCAAAGCAGUGGUGUGCUUGGUGUGGUGCAGUGAAGCUCGUCGUAAGUCAUAUUGAUCUGAUAUAAGUAAAUAGGGGAAAACAGAAUUUCAAUAUAAAGAGCACGACAACUUUAGGCACCCACCACCAACAUGCCCGGCCACGUGAAGAAGAGCACGGGUCCCGACCCUGACCCCUCCGAGUUCUUGUACAUAUCUAUGGAGAUGAAGAUGCAGGAUUCAACCAAGCCUUACGACGCUAAGAAAUCCUGUUGGGUUCCUGAUGACAAGGAGGGCUUCAUUGAGGGUGAGAUCCAGGGUACCAAGGGCGAUCUCAUUACUGUGUAUGCUGGUGGUGAAACAAAAAAUUGGAAGAAGGACCUUGUGGGUCAGGUCAAUCCUCCCAAAUACGAGAAAUGCGAGGACAUGUCUAACUUGACCUACCUUAACGAUGCGUCUGUCCUGUACAACUUGAAGAGCCGUUACGUCGCCAGGCUAAUCUACACCUACUCCGGUCUCUUCUGUAUCGCCAUCAACCCCUACAAGCGGUACCCCAUCUACACCAACCGUGUGGUCAAGAUCUACCAGGGUAAGAGGCGUAAUGAAGUGCCUCCUCAUCUCUUCGCCAUAUCCGAUGGUGCCUACAUGAACAUGAUGCAAGGUGGAGAAAACCAGUCUAUGCUUAUCACCGGUGAGUCUGGCGCUGGUAAGACAGAGAACACCAAGAAGGUACUCUCCUACUUCGCCAACGUCGGCGCCACCACCAAGAAGAAGACCGAAGAGAAGAAACAGAACCUAGAGGAUCAGAUUAUCCAGACGAACCCAGUGCUAGAAGCCUUCGGUAACGCUAAGACCGUUCGUAACGACAACUCCUCCCGUUUCGGUAAGUUCAUCCGUAUCCACUUCCAACCCAAUGGCAAGCUGUCCGGUGCUGAUAUAGAGGUCUACCUGCUGGAGAAGGCUCGUGUCAUCUCCCAGCAGUCCCUCGAGCGAUCCUACCAUAUCUUCUACGAGAUGAUGUCCGACCAGAUUAAGGAGCUCAAGCCCUCGUGUUUACUUAGUGACGACAUCUACGAUUAUCACUACGUGUCUCAGGGCAAGGUCACCGUCCCCUCCAUUGAUGACAAAGAGGACAUGCAGUUCUGUCACGACGCUUUCGAUAUUCUUGGCUUCUCUAAAGAAGAGGUUGAACAAGUCUAUAAAAUCACUGCUUCUGUCAUGCACUUUGGUGAAGUGAAGUUCAAACAGAGGGGUCGAGAGGAACAAGCUGAACCUGAUGGUACUGAGGUUGGUGAGACAGUUGCCAAACUGCUGGGUGUUGACGGGGCUGACCUGUACAAAUGCAUCACCAAGCCCAAAAUUAAGGUCGGUGCAGAGUUCGUUGCCAAGGGCAUGAAUGUGAAUCAAUGUUCCUACUCUGUCGGUGCCUUAGCUAAGGGUCUCUUCGAUCGUGUCUUCAAGUUCCUGGUACAAAAGUGUAACGUGACUCUUGAGACUGGCCUGAAACGAGCUUCGUUCAUCGGUGUGCUCGAUAUCGCCGGCUUCGAGAUCUUCGAUUUCAACGGCUUCGAGCAGAUCUGCAUCAACUUCUGUAACGAGAAGCUGCAGCAGUUCUUCAACCAUCACAUGUUUGUGCUGGAGCAGGAGGAAUACAAGAAGGAAGGCAUCAACUGGCAGUUCGUGGACUUCGGUAUGGAUCUGCAGGCCUGCAUCGAGCUCUUCGAGAAGAAAAUGGGCAUUCUCUCCAUCCUUGAGGAGGAGUCAAUGUUCCCCAAGGCUACUGACAAGUCCUUCCAAGAAAAGUUAAAUGCUAAUCACCUUGGUAAAUCUCCUGUGUUCAUCAAACCUAAGCCACCAAAGGCUGGUCAGCCUGACUCUCACUUCGCCAUUGUUCACUACGCUGGUACUGUCAGCUACAACCUGAGUGGCUGGCUCGAGAAGAACAAGGACCCUCUCAACGACACUGUUGUUGACCUCCUCAAGAAAUCAUCCGACUCACUUGUCGUUCUGUUGUUCGCUGAUCAUCCCGGGCAGUCCGGACCUGCAGAUACUAAAGGUGGUCGUGGCGCGAAGUCUGGUUCAUUCAAGACUGUGUCAUCUUCAUAUCGAGACCAGUUGAACAACCUGAUGAAGACCCUGAACGCCACUCACCCUCACUUCAUCCGUUGUAUCGUCCCCAACGAAACCAAAUCUCCGGGUGUUGUAGAUGCAGGCUUGAUCAUGCACCAACUGACCUGUAACGGUGUACUUGAGGGUAUCCGUAUCUGCCGUAAGGGCUUCCCCAACAGGAUGGUCUACCCUGACUUCAAGCACCGGUACAAGAUCUUGGCUUCUAAGGAAAUGUCUGAAAUAAAGGACGACAAGAAGGCCGCCAAGGCUUGCUUCGACAAAGCCGGCCUGGACGAGGAAUCGUACCGUCUUGGCAACACUAAGGUGUUCUUCCGUGCUGGUGUUCUGGGUAACUUGGAGGAGAUUCGUGACGACCGUCUGGGCAAGAUGUUCUCAUGGCUGCAGGCUUGGAUCCGUGGUUUCAUUGGACGAAGAGAAUACAAGAGACUUCAGGAGCAGCGCGUUGCCCUCAUUGUUGUUCAACGCAACCUGAGAAAUUUCUUGAAGAUGCGCACCUGGGCUUGGUUCAACCUGUGGCAAAAGGUCAAACCUCUCCUCAACGUCACCCGCAUUGAGGACGAGAUGAAGGCUCUAGAAGAGAAGGCCGCUAAGAUUCAAGCGGAUUAUGAGAAUGAGGUGAAACGUCGUCAAGAAGCUGAAUCUACCAUUGCCAUCCUUCAAGAAGAAAAGAAUAAUCUCCUGCUUGCCCUAGAUUCCAGCAAAGGCAACAUGUCUGAGCACCUCGAGAAGCAAGCCAAGCUUCAGAAGCAGAAAGCUGAACUGGAAACUCAAAUUGAUGACAUUGCUGAGCGUCUUCAGCAAGAAGAAAAUGCCCGCAAGAAAGUUGGUGAGGGUAAGAGAGAAAUAGAACAAGAGGUUAGAGACUUGAAAAAGACUUUGGGUAAUCUUGAAAGCAGUAAUAUUCAGUUAGAAGAAGACAAGGCAGCCAGGGAUCAUCAAAUCAAAACCCUUACUGAUGAAGUUGCCCAUCAGGAAGAACUUAUUAAUCUAGUAAAAAAAGAGAAGAAACACCUUCAAGAAUGCAACCAAAAGACUGCUGAGGACAUUCAGUGUGUCGAGGACAAAUGCACUCAUCUUAACAAUGUGAAAACCAAGCUCGAGCAAACACUAGACGAGCUUGAGGAGUCUCUUGAUCGCGAGAAGACGAACCGUGCGGAGGGAGAUAAACAGAGACGGAAAAUUGACAGUGAUCUUAGACUGACUCAAGAAACUGUAAGGGACCUCGAACGCAGUCGAAAGGAUCUGGAGAGUACUAUUGAGCGCAAGGAUAAAGAAAUUUUCGAUCUCACUUCUAAGGUUGAGGAAGAACAGGGGAUAAUAUCCAAAUUCAACAGACAGAACAAAGAACUUCAAACACGUCUGGAUAAUCUUGAACAAGAAUAUCAGCAAGAGCGUCAAGCCCGUAUUAGGGCAGAACAAGCAAAGACUAGGUUAACCCGGGAGCUCACAGAGACAGGAGAUCGUUUGGAGGAGGCUGGAGGGGCCACAGCUGCCCAGAUUGAGUUGAACAAAAAACGGGAGGCUGAGCUGGCCAAGCUGCGCCGAGAGAUUGAGGAAAACAACAUGAAGACUGAAUCUGCCCUCAGUAUCCUUCGGAAGAAACAUUCUGAUGGCGUUAGUGAAUUGACUGAACAGAUCGCUCACGUCAACAAAUUAAAAGCCAGGGCUGAGAAGGACAAGGAAUCUCUUAAGGCUGCCUCCGAGGAAAGCAAGGCCGUCAUAGACCGUCUCGCCCACGAGAAGGCAGAUGUUGAGAAAAUCAACAAACAGCUGUCUCAUCAAAAUAACGAAAUUAACUUCAAGCUUCAGGAAGCUCUUCGUACUAUCAGUGACUAUGAUCUCUCAAAGAAGAAGUUUGCUGAUGAAAAUUCUGAUCUCAUUCGCCAACUGGACGAAAGUGAGAGGAAAGUAGGAGAGCUCAGCACAAUCAAAUUAUCACUGACUAACCAACUCAGUGAUGCCAGAAAACUUGCCGACGCCGAAAUCAAGAACCGUGCCAAUCUUCUUGGAAAGUACCGCAACCUGGAAUUUGAUAUUGAAGGACUUCGAGAACAACUAGAUGAAGAAAAUGAUUUGAAGUCCGACUUGCUACGUCAACUUUCCAAGGCUACUGCUGGAGCACAAAUGUGGCGGGCUAAAUAUGAGUCAGAGGGUGUUGCCAAAACAGAAGAACUUGAAGCUACUCGCUUGAAACUUAUUGCCCGACUUGACGAAGCUGAAGCGCAAAUUGAAGAACUGAACGUCAGAAAUAUGAACCUUGAGAAGAAUAAGCAUCACAUUACCUCCGAAUUUGAGCAGGUACAAGUUGAGGUUGACCGUGCCCAGUCCAUGGCAAUUGCUUCUGAAAAGAGACAAAAGAAUUUUGAUAGAAUCAUUGGUGAAUGGAAGCUGAAGGUUGACGACCUUGCAGCAGAACUUGAUGCCUCGCAGAAGGAGUGCCGCAGCUGCACUUCUGAACUCUUCCAUUUCAAGACCGUCUAUGAGGAGAAUCUUGAGAAUCUCGAUUCUCUUCGUCGUGAGAAUAUUAAUCUUGCUGAUGAGAUAAAGAGUUUGGUGGAUCAACUAAACAACGGAAGUAAAUCUCUUGAUGAGUUUCAGAAAACAGCCAAACGUCUUGAACUCGAAAAAGAGGAGCUUCAGGCUGCUCUCGAAGAAGCUGAGUCCGCCCUUGAGCAAGAAGAGAACAAAGUGCUCCGUGGUCAGGUAGAACUAAAUCAAGUCAGACAAGAAAUUGAAAGGCGAAUCCAGGAAAAAGAAGAGGAAUUCGACAGCACUCGGAAGUGCCAUCAGCGAGCCAUCGAAACUUUGCAAAGUUCACUUGAAGCUGAGGCUAAAACAAAGGCUGAGGCUCUUCAUAAUAAGAAAAAGCUGGAGUCAGACAUCAACGAACUACAGGCUGCACUUGACCACUCUAAUAAGGCUAAUACCGAGAUGCAGAGACAAUGCAAAAAAUAUCAAAAUGAUCUCAGUGACUUGCAACAUCGCUUUGAGAAUGAACAACGCACAUCUACUGAAUAUCGCGAACAAUAUAAUAUUGCUGAACGUAAAAUCAACUCUCUUAGUGGGGACCUAGAGGAAUCCCGCACACUUCUCGAGCAGUCUGACCGUGGCCGUCGUCAGGCUGAAACAGAACUUUCUGAUAUUCAACAACGGUUUACCAGACUGACAACAGACCACGUUGCUCUAACAACCAUAAGGAGAAAACUAGACAGCGAGGUUACGACUCUUCAAGCUGACCUAGAUGAAUUGGUAACCGAGGCCCGCAACUCUGAGGAUAAAGCUAAGAAGGCCAUGCUUGAUGCCUCACACCUCGCCGACGAACUGCGUGUUGAACAGGAACAUUCCCAGACUCAAGAAAAGACUCGCAAGGGCCUUGAAGUAGCAGUCAGAGAAUUGCAAGUUCGUCUUCAGGAAAGUGAACUCAUUAUCGAGCAGACUGGCAAGACUACUGUAAAUAGACUAGAAGGCCGAAUCCGCGAACUGGAAGGUCAUCUUGAUGAGGAGCGUCGCCUUCACGCAGAAGACCAGAGUAACCUAAGGAAGUGCGAGAAGCGCAUAACGGAGAUCACCUUCCAAUCUGAUGAAGAAAGAAGGAAUCAUGAGAAGAUGCAAAACUUUGUCGACAAGAUGCAGCAGAAAACGUCAUCGUAUAGGCGGCAAGUAGAGGAGGCGGAGGAGAUUGCUGCUCUAAACUUGGCCAAGUUCCGUAAGGCCCAGCAGGAGCUGGAGGAUUUCGAAGAACGGUCCCGUGUUACUAACCGAUUUACUGUAGUGCACAGCGCUGUAUAACAGGUUGAUUUCUGAACAUUCUUGAGGUGAGCUUCGAAAUCAAAACAAAAUUGAGGAUAGUAUAGAAAAUGUGUACAGAAAUACAAUUUUCUUGAAGGAUAUUUCUGCCUUUACUGUUGCUUGUACUCGUAAGGUGUACAGUACUGUACCACUUGUUGCAGAGUUGCAUACAAGAUCUUAGUAUUGAACAAUAUUUUUUUCACUGUAUGGUCAAUCAUAUUUAGCAUCCUAGCAAUAUUAUUUUGUAAAACGAUGGCAAUUUAUACCCUUCACAAAUUCAAUAAAAUAACUAGAAAACAAAUGUACGCAAAAAAAAUGUAUUUGAAAGCAUAGUUACAUGCCAUCUUUUUUUUUUUAAUUACAGCUGAUAUCAUUCAGGUGAACUAAAUGAA